UCCAGACGUUCUUCACUGCUGUGCACUUGACCCUCCAGGACUUUAAAACACAGUCCUGUAUUUAUUAAUUCUUAUUUAUUUAUCUGAUUUUAUUCACCUAGUCCAUGUAUGAUCACUAAUACAUAGUGUUUAUGUGAUCUACUGACAGCUUUGAAGAGUUGACCACGAGAAGAUAGAAAAAUUCAGAAUGAAUUGUCCUUACUCCACAGCUGUGCAGUAUUGCCCCGAGCUCCCCUUUCAUCGGUAUAGAGACCCCUCCUCCCGUUUGUCCUGGACAGAGAGUUCCUUCCUGGCCUCCAUAAUGUCACAGAACCAAUCAGAACAGAGCUCUGACAUCCUCAGUCAGGAUGUGUUCAACCAGCUGCUGGAGAUGCUGGACCAGUCUGCAUUCCACUCGUCGCAGCCCAUAGAGUUGAACUUCUCAGACAGCCCAGCAGACGAAGAUGGACCAUCAGGGAACACUAUCCAGAUCAGCAUGGACUGCAUCACCAUGCAUGAGGGACAGGAACCACUGUCUUCACAGUAUACCAACCUGGGGCUGCUGAACAGCAUGGAUCAGAACAUCCAAAAUGGCGGCUCUACCUCCACCAGUCCCUACAACAACGACCAUGUCCAGAACAACGUGUCAGCUCCUUCACCCUACGCCCAGCCCAGCUCCACCUUCGACGCCAUGUCCCCCUCCCCGGCUAUCCCCUCCAACACAGACUACGCCGGGACACACACCUUCGACGUCUCCUUCCAGCAGUCCUCCACAGCCAAGUCUGCCACCUGGACGUACUCUACAGAGCUGAAGAAGCUGUACUGUCAGAUCGCCAAGACGUGUCCCAUCCAGAUCAAGGUGCUGACCAACCCCCCGCAGGGCGCCGUCAUCAGGGCCAUGCCCGUUUACAAGAAGGCAGAGCACGUCACCGAGGUGGUCAAACGAUGCCCCAACCACGAGCUCAGCCGCGAGUUCAACGACGGUCAGAUAGCCCCUCCCAGUCACCUGAUCCGAGUGGAGGGUAACAGCCACUCCCAGUAUCUGGAGGACUCCAUCACGGGCCGUCAGAGUGUGCUGGUCCCCUACGAGCCCCCCCAGGUGGGCACAGAGUUCACCACCAUACUGUAUAACUUCAUGUGCAACUCCAGCUGUGUAGGAGGCAUGAACCGACGCCCUAUCCUCAUCAUCGUCACCCUGGAAGCCAGAGAUGGUCAGGUGCUGGGUCGGCGCUGCUUCGAGGCCAGGAUCUGCGCGUGUCCUGGCCGGGACCGCAAGGCGGACGAGGACAGCAUUCGCAAGCAGCAUGUUACUGACGGAACAAAGACCAGUGAGGGUAUGAAACGCCCCUUCCACCAGGUCUCUCAUGGUAUCCAGAUGUCCUCCAUCAAGAAGAGAAGAUCCACAGAUGAGGAAGUGUUCUGUCUGCCUAUUAAAGGCCGUGAAAUAUAUGAGAUUUUGGUGAAAAUCAAAGAGUCUCUGGAACUCAUGCAGUUUCUGCCUCAGCACACUGUAGAGUCAUACAGGCAGCAGCAGCAGAACCUCCUGCAGAAACAAUGGGAUCUCUGGGGCGAUGAGAGUAACGGCCUGUACCCUCCUCUCCCCUGCCCCAGGAGCGCCAUGGCCCCCCAGCCCCAGUAUGGCUCCAGCUCCCCUCCUCUCCCCCACGGCAAGGUCAACAAGCUCCCCUCCGUCAGCCAGCUCAUCAACCCCCAGCAACGCAACACCCUCACCCCCUCCUCCAUGGCCCAAGGCCUGACUGACAUGACUCCGAUGAUGGGCCACAUGGCUAUGAAUGCUGACAUGUCGGCCCUGAGCCCCGCCCACAUCCUGCAGCCCCAGUUACCCAUGGUGCCCAGCUCCCACUGCACCCCCCCGCCUCCCUACCCUAUGGACAGCAGCAUCUCCAGCUUUCUUCUGCGGCUGGGCUGCGCAGCCUGCCUGGACUGUUUCACAGCACAGGGCCUGACCAACAUCUACCAGAUCGAGAACUAUAACUUGGAGGACCUGUCCCGGCUGAAGAUCCCGCAGGAGUUCCAGCACGUCAUCUGGAAGGGCAUCAUGGAGCACCGGCAGAGCAUGGAGUUCUCCCCUCCUCCCCACAUCCUGCGUACCUCCAGCGGGGCCUCCGCCGUCAGCGUAGGGUCCUCCGAGGCCCGCGGCGAGCGGGUCAUCGACGCCGUGCGCUUCACCCUGCGCCAGACCAUCUCCUUCCCUCCGCGUGACGACUGGUCCGACUUCUCCUUCGACCUGGACUCCCGACGCAACAAGCAGCAGCGCAUCAAGGAAGAGGGAGAAUAGAAAAACUCACACUCUGGAUGGAAUUUCAAUCUAAGGUGCACUGUUGACAAGCGCACUGUACCAAUGGGUCUGUAAAACGGCCAUUUUCCUGACGUUCAGAGAUCACUUUUACAGUAAACGCUGGGGAUGUCGGCUCAAGCGCACGUUAUCAUUAAAAGUUGAGUGCGGUACGCUUGUCGGCAAUGGGCCUUGGAUUGAAGCCCUGCCUCUGUCACACACCUGUUGACCAACCACUCUCGUAUCACGGUACAGAACUAGGAAUUCUCUGCUUCAAAGUGCUCUGGGUCCGGUUUCCUCAAAAGCAUCUAAGUUCAUUGUUAGAACAACCCUCGUUUUGGAGCAGAACACAAAAAAACAUUGUUGGAAGUUGUUUACCGACCUGCCUCAGACCAGCUAAGUACAUCGUCAUAAGACCUGACUUACAUCGCUAGCGGGAAACUGGACCCUGGUCCUUAGUUCAGAUAUCCUAAAUAGCAAAACUACUAUGCAAAUAAAAAUGCACUUAUUUUAUGGUUUUAGGAAAGCCUUCCAUAGCUGCCAGCUAGAGAAUGAGACAAAUUAUGGUUUUAGGAAAGCCUUCCAUAGCUGCCAGCUAGAGAAUGAGACAAAUUAUGGUUUUAGGAAAGCCUUCCAUAGCUGCCAGCUAGAGGAUGAGACAAAUUAUGGUUUUAGGAAAGCCUUCCAUAGCUGCCAGCUAGAGAAUGAGACAAAUUAUGUUUUUAGGAAAGCCUUCCAUAGCUGCCAGCUAGAGAAUGAGACAAAUUAUGGUUUUAGGAAAGCCUUCCAUAGCUGCCAGCUAGAGGAUGAGACAAAUUAUGUUUUUAGGAAAGCCUUCCAUAGCUGCCAGCUAGAGGAUGAGACAAAUUAUGGUUUUAGGAAAGCCUUCCAUAGCUGCCAGCUAGAGGAUGAGACAAAUUAUGGUUUUAGGAAAGCCUUCCAUAGCUGCCAGCUAGAGAAUGAGACAAAUUAUGGUUUUAGGAAAGCCUUCCAUAGCUGCCAGCUAGAGAAUGAGACAAAUUAUGGUUUUAGGAAAGCCUUCCAUAGCUGCCAGCUAGAGGAUGAGACAAAUUAUGGUUUUAGGAAAGCCUUCCAUAGCUGCCAGCUAGAGGAUGAGACAAAUUAUGGUUUUAGGAAAGCCUUCCAUAGCUGCCAGCUAGAGAAUGAGACAAAUUAUGUUUUUAGGAAAGCCUUCCAUAGCUGCCAGCUAGAGAAUGAGACAAAUUAUGGUUUUAGGAAAGCCUUCCAUAGCUGCCAGCUAGAGGAUGAGACAAAUUAUGGUUUUAGGAAAGCCUUCCAUAGCUGCCAGCUAGAGAAUGAGACAAAUUAUGGUUUUAGGAAAGCCUUCCAUAGCUGCCAGCUAGAGAAUGAGACAAAUUAUGGUUUUAGGAAAGCCUUCCAUAGCUGCCAGCUAGAGGAUGAGACAAAUUAUGGUUUUAGGAAAGAUACAUUUCAUACAACAAACAAAAAUCUAAUUUCUUGAGACAAAAAACUCUUAAAUGUUUUUUGUGAUUUGCUUUGAUAGGUUUUAUGAGAGGAAACCUUUUGUUGUUGUUGUUGUUGUUGUUGGGCCGUAGAAGGUGUACGGCCAGGAUCCAAUCCAAAGUGCGUUACGACAGAUGAGACCUUCAAAAUUAUAAAGAUAAAUACAUUUUUCUAUGUAGGUGCUUCUGUCUUGCUGUUGACCCACUUAGCAAACAUCUGUCAACUGCUACCAUUUCAUAAAUAAAUUAUAAACAAAUUCACAAAUAUUGCAAAACAAAACAACAGGAUAUACACUCAGUGGACAGUUUAUUAGGUACACCCAUCUAGUCAGACCCUUUUUGCCUCCAGAACAGCCUGAAUUCUUCGGGAAAUUGAUUGUGUGGUGUUCAAAUGUUGCUCAAUUGGUAUCAAGAGACCUAAACGUCUGGCAGUAAAACAUUCCCCACAGCAUUACACCACCAGCCUGUACUGGGGGGGCGAUGAGUUUCUGCCAAAUCCUGACACUGCCACCAGCCUGUACUGGGGGGGCGAUGAGUUUCUGCCAAAUCCUGACACUGCCACCAGCCUGUACUGGGGGGCGAUGAGUUUCUGCCAAAUCCUGACACUGCCACCAGCCUGUACUGGGGGGCGAUGAGUUUCUGCCAAAUCCUGACACUGCCAUCACACGUACCAGGAAUCGGCAUUCGUCGGACCAGGCGAUGUUUCCACUCCUCAAAUUGUCCAGUGUUGUUGCCCACUGGAACCUCUUCCUCUUGUUCUUAUCUGAUGGGAGUAGAACCCGGUGUUGCAAUAGAACCAUCCGUGACAAAGACCGACGCGUUGUGCGUUUCCGAGAUGCUGUUCUGCACACCACUGUUGUACUGUGUCGUUAAUGGUCUGUUAGCUUGCACGAUUCAAGCCAUUUCUCCUUGGCUUUGGUCCAAAUUAAAACGUUACAUUGUUGUUAGUGGUUAUACUAAAUAAACAAUCCUCUAUAUAUAUAUAUAUAUAUAUAUAUAUAUAUAUAUAUACACACUCACACGUUGCUUUAGUUUACAUUGUGAACCUAGCAAGUUGUAGUAGCAGCUUCUUGACUUCUUAACUCAUAGUAAAAUAAUCAGUGGUGUGUGUAUAAAGUCGAGGCCACAUGAAACCAAAUGUAACUUUAUUUUUUCGCAUUUCAAUUCACAAGAUCUAAUGAACCGUCAACAAUUGACGCAAAGCAAGCGCACCACGGGGCAGAGAAGCAACUUUCAUCGAUUUCAAAGCAUUUCCUCAAAUGCUGAUGAUGCUCAAUGUCGGACGCCCGACAGGCCAAGGACCGUUACUAAGGGAAGCUAGUGUUGCUAUGGGGCUACCAGCUACAUUAGCUUGUAGGCUAGCGGACUUUUCAUACGUUUUGUGAAAACAUAUGUACGACCUCCCGAAAACAUUACUGAAUUGAAUAUGGUGCUUUUCCACCCGCUUACUUUCAAAAUAAAUAUGUAUUUAUCGGUGCUGUUGACCGAUGAUGGUAAACUUCUCAACUGCCAUAGUGCGGCCACCGGAAGUAACCUCACAACUGGCGAGUGGCGGCCUCUAGUGGCCAUAUUGGUACUGCGCUAAAUACGGGCCAAAAAUGACAAAAUACUCAUAUCACACUUCAGCUCAAGCCCAAAUUACCAUUACAAGUAUAAUGCGCUGCUCUGUUCUUUACCGCACCUUGGGUUGAAUCCCGGUCUGUUGCUCUAGACGGGACUGUCAUGAUCGCCUGCUGUUUUUAGUCCACAACACUGUUUUUGCCUGCUGGUCACAAGCCGGUCUUGAUUGUAUACAUUUCAAGAUGCAUAUUUUUACUUUGUGUCAGAGAAAAGUGUGAUUAAUAAUGCUGUUUAAAAAGGUUGGAUUGGUUGAUUUCUUUUUUUUUUAUACCACAAAACAAGUUACUGCCUUGUAUCGUGUUAACCUUCCUGCUUCCAGGAUUUUCAGAAACCUGGGGAUUUAGUCAUCCUUUUGUUGGUUAAACCAUUGUGUUUAUAACUCUUGGAGGAAGUUACUGGAAUAGUUCAAUCGUGUUUAUAACUCUUGGAGGAAGUUACUGGAAUAGUUCAAUCGUGUUUAUAACUCUUGGGGAAAUGACUGGAAUUUUGCUACCCUCGUGUUGGUUAAACUAUCGUGUUUAUAACUACUUACUGUAUUUCUACGUGAAUGAGAAUUGCAUUCUCAUAGCCCUCGAGGCGAUAACAAUACUGUUACAGAUCAUCUUUGGUAUUGUCCCCCCCCCCCCCAAAAAAAUAGCACCCUACGGUCGAAAGUAUAGGGCGGCAUUUGGGAUGAAUUUCAUUGCCUGCUUGUUCUCGCCGUCUGUAUUUUGUGGGUCUGUUGAACAUUUACUGGGCUACAUUUUUCAUUUUUCUUACAAAACGCUCCUUUUGAUUUGUCUUGCUGGAUUUUUGGAACCACAUUUUGUAAACUGUUGUUGUUGUUGUUGUUGUUACAGAUUAACUUGAUAGAUGGCCCAAACUAUUGAGAUCAUUGUAUAUACAUUUGUAUAGUUAUUUUCUAAAAGCUACAUGCUGUUAUGUAUUUUUUACUAAAAAAAA
This is a messenger RNA of Oncorhynchus mykiss (rainbow trout), 6321 nucleotides long. RefSeq names its product tumor protein 63. Gene Ontology annotation, biological process: regulation of transcription by RNA polymerase II; apoptotic process; protein tetramerization. Gene Ontology annotation, cellular component: nucleus. Gene Ontology annotation, molecular function: RNA polymerase II cis-regulatory region sequence-specific DNA binding; protein binding; DNA-binding transcription factor activity, RNA polymerase II-specific. The record is from RefSeq and is a predicted model, not a curated record. Lineage: Eukaryota; Metazoa; Chordata; Actinopteri; Salmoniformes; Salmonidae.